Molecule: messenger RNA, 5208 nt
Organism: Pseudopodoces humilis (Tibetan ground-tit)
Lineage: Eukaryota; Metazoa; Chordata; Aves; Passeriformes; Paridae
Product: granulocyte-macrophage colony-stimulating factor receptor subunit alpha-like
Biological process (GO): cytokine-mediated signaling pathway
Cellular component (GO): membrane; external side of plasma membrane
Molecular function (GO): cytokine receptor activity; protein binding
Source: RefSeq, a predicted model, not a curated record
UCUUUGGAGCUGUUCAAGUACACAUGGGCAACGAGAAAAAUGAGAUUCACUCAGAUUUUACACUAGACAUUUGAACAUUUCUAUUUGAUUAUUAGACUAAUUUUAUAAUGAUACUAGAUGUUUUAUUAUUAGACUAAACAUUCCUGGGACUAUUUUCUUGCACAGGGGCCAAAUCAAAUGGAAGAGUCCAGACAUGCUUUCUUAAACCCCUGAAUAAAGUGGACACAUGCAAACCACCUUUACAAAUUAGCACUGGCCUGAGCUAACCUCUGGACUAUGUCCAGGAGCUGUUCAGGACAUUACUUGUAAAUCCUGGCUAAACUAAUGCUGGGAACAGUUGUUCCUGGACAUGUUCCAGUGGUGUUCUUUCUCCAGCUUAUACUGUAGCUGAACACAAACAGCUCUCGGCACACUUAGUGCCUUUGACGCAGUUAAUGAUUACCUUUUGGUCAAAGACUCACCUGGGAAGCUUUUUGCAGCUGGUCAGAACAAAAAAAAGCAAAUUUCUAACUUGUAAACCAUCUUUGUAUUUUUCCCAGCAUGCAGCAGUGGUCAGAGUGGAAAUGCUCACAAUAACUUGCUAAAAGAGAGAUGGUUUGUAACAGACUGCACUGGUUUAUAUAACCUUGUGCAGUAACUCUUCUCUUGGGAAAAAAUGCCAGAUUGAGGCAUAGUUUGGCUCCAGUCCCCAAAACCUUACCAUGAGCUAUGAGCAACCAUUCAGUGGCUUAAUGUGAGGAAGAGAUUAGUAAAGUAUAAUAAAGACAGUAUAAAGACACUCAAGAGAUGGCAUUGCAGUCUUGUUAAAUAGAACUUAAACAAGCUCCUCAUUUGUUUCUUGCUUUCUCCUGAAAAAGGAUAACAUACUUAACAGAAUCAAGAAAGGUGUUACAGACAGAAACCUGAUAAAUUAGUCCAGGUUACAGUUCAAAAUUAUUGAAUCACAGAAUGAUUAAGGCUGAAAAAUACGUCAAAAAUCGUUGAGCCCAAUCCUUGACCUAACACCACCACCUUUUCAAGUAAGCCAUGUAACUAUGUGCCACAUCCAGUCACUUCUUGAACACUGCCAGAGAUAUGGCUUACAAAUGGAUCUGCUAAAACUAAUUCAGCCACUGUUUGGGCAGCCUGAAGGCACUGGUCAGGUGCCACCUUCAUGUCACCUUGAACCUCACCAGACAUACCAUCACAGCAGCCUGCAAAUUCCCUCAUCAAAAUUAAUCAGGCACACUGACACACAGUUUGCAUCACAAAUAUGCAUGGCAUGGAAGCAUAAUGCUUUAAAAAAGCUACUCAAGGUGGCAGUGGUACCCAAAAAGAGCAUAUUUGAUGAACAGAGAGUUUCAGAUCACACUGAACUGGGACUACACGUGUACUAGAUGUUUUUCUUUUAGGUUACGUAGAAUAGUAAAUGAAGUCCUUUAGUGGGUAGAUUUGAAACACACAUGUCCUGUUCCCAAGGUAUUGGAAAGCUGACCAGGACUGAACCAGUCCUGGUAUGUGGUUCUAGAGACAAAAUUCUGCAGCUGAGCCCUGCCUCACACAUGCUGUGACUAAACUGUUGCUCAUUUCACUUACCUAGGUUUUUUCACCCAAGGAUUUGAAAUGGAAAAUAAUAUUAACAUGUCCUUCCAGUGGGAAUCACUGGGUAAAGGUGGGAAAGACUGAGCAGUGUGGACUGAAAAGCAAAGAUAUUUAAAAUUUGAAGUCUGUGAAGUAGUUUGCAAUUGGUGGAUCUGAGCACAUACACUAGUCAAACAAACAAACAAACAAACUCCCCCUACAAUUUUGGUUCAAUGAUAGUGGGGUUAAAAAUAGUUCUUCCUAUAACAGAAUAACUACUAAGGAUCCUCCAUCUCUCCUUAGAAGCCUAGGGAAUCAUUCACCUUCCUUCUAUUGUGCCUGUGCUGGGAGUAGAAUGUAGGGGUUAACUGAAAUCCUGCUUGCUAAAAGCAUUCAAGAACGGCAGGAAAUAAAAAAAAUCCAUUACAUGCAGAUUACAUAGCUGCAUGUCAGAUGUCAUGUAAAACAAAUGGGGAAGUGACAGUCAGAGCCACAUCUGAAGUCGCUGGAAGUUAAAGCAAACAAAAUGUAUUAUUCUUCACAUAUUUACAUGACUGCAAAGAUUUUUGCAAAUGUGACAUUAUGUUAUUCAGUAAAUGCUGUGGACAUUUUCUUUUAAUUUCUGCAAACACUUUUUCACCUAACAUGAUAUUGUAGCCCAUGAUGAACAGAACAAAAACAACCCACAGUUGGGCAGUGAGAAAGUUCAGAAAUUUGGGGUUGGUAUUUUUCUUGACAUUUCUUUGCCUGAAAAUAUGCCAUACAGAACUUUCUUGGCUGUUUUUAUAUAUAUAUAUAUAUAUAUAUAUGUUUAUAUAUACCUGCUAAGGACUGAUCUUCCUCACCUGGGCUCAUACAGGGGCCAUAACCAACAUAUACAAGCAGUCACUUUAAACAUGGACCAGUCACACAACACUGCUGUUAUUUCCAGAACAUAUUAUUUAUGAAAGUCUGUUUAUUUAUAGAAGGGGUGUUUCUAUGAGCAUGUUGAUAUACUGUGAUUCUAUUGAGUAUUUCUGUAUUUUUGGGUAAUAUGUUUGUAUAUUGUGACUAUUAAUGCUUAGUUCAUCUGACAUAACAGGAAGGAAGAGUUAGUUGCAUGAUCUCUUCAUGUGAAGUUGUUAACAUCUGCCAAUCAGGAAACACAAGAAAGCUCAAAAAGCAGUAAGGGAAAUUAUAAACUGAGCAGCUUUCUAACUUGCAGCAUUUGUUAUUUAAAACAAAGCUAACUGGCAGAGGAAAACACUUAGAGAUUUCUGCAUGUGAAUACAACUACAAGUGUCCUCCUUGUUGCAAACCAAGAUCAAACAAGAUAAAUGAGGAGAGUUUUUCAAGAGAAGGUUUCAUUAUCUCUUUUCAGAGAAGGAAAUAUGUUUGAUACUCUUGGAUUCACUUGUAUGAUUUGGUGGUAUAUGAUGCUAUUUCAUCCCCUGCAUGCUGAUAUCCAAUGUAUGGAGUCAGACACACAGGAAUCACUGAUUACAAAUGUGAAUAUGGACUGGAGAAAAAUGGAACUGUCCUGGGAGAGCAGCAGGAAUUUCUCUGAGUACACAUGUACCAUCAUGGACAGGGAUGUGGAAUACACAGACACAGAGGUGGAUAGUCCACUGUGCAGCUUUCCAGUGGAAAUACACAUGCCUCUGCACAAAGGGGUAUUCUUUAUCAUUGAAGUGCCAAACACAAACAUCUCAAAACAUUGCACCUUUCUCCCUGGAGGCAUGAAUGGGUCAGCCAUUGAAAACUUCUCCUGUGUGAUUUAUAACAUUUUCCUCAUGAACUGCACUUGGCAGGCAGGAAGGGAAGCUCCAGCAGACACACAGUAUUUUCUCUACUGGCAGAAGUCAAGAGAUGAAGAGGAGAUGGAGUGUGAGCUUUACAUUAAAGAUGAAAACUGCAGAAAUGUGGGAUGUAUCUUCCAAAACGUGAGCAUAGGGACUGAAAAAGCUUAUUUCCUGGUGAAUGGGUCUAGCAAAGACUCCCUGAUUCAGUUCUAUGAUGAGUACAUUGACCUGUAUAAAAUUGAAAUACUCACUGCUCCAUUAAAUGUCACUGCCCAUUGUACCAAAGAUUCAGCAGGUUGUAUAAUUACAUGGCAUCCACCCCUUACAAGUCAUGUGGAGGAAGCAAAGUGUUUUCAGUAUGAAAUCAGCAUACAAAAUAAGGAUGAACCCAAAGAAGAGAAAAAGCUUCAUCGUGUAAGGAAUGACAGAUAUGAAUUCCAAAAUUACAAUGAGAAAAAAAGAUACACUCUGAAAAUCAGAGCACGUGGAAAACACUGUCUUGUAAGCUCAAAUUGGGGGGAAUGGAGUGAACCCAUUGAGUUUGGUCAAGGGAAAGAUUACUUUAUUUUUGUGAUUUUAUUUCUGAUUGCACUGGGAACAAUCUCAAUUACACUUCUUCUGUAUUGUCUUUUCAAAAGGUACUGCAGUUUCAAGAACAUAUUUCCUCCCAUACCACAACCAAGAGACAAAUUCAAUGCAUUAACUGAUGAUGUUAUCCAGACAGAAUACGUAAAUUUACCAACAAAAAGUCAUACUGAGGAAAUAACUACAAUGGAAGGAUGAUCCAGCUUUCCAAAAACACACCUGACUCCCCAACAUGAAAGAAAAUUAUGGAUCCUGCUGACAAGUACUUCAAACCAACCUAUAAAAUAUAAUCACCUGUAAAACUGUUUGUCCCCUCAAAUCCACUUAAAAUGGAUUUAUUUUAAAAAAAAGGAUAAAAAUCAGUGAAAUUCGUUCUUUUCCCUUUGUUCAAACCUGCAACGCCUGGCAACAAAGCUUUUCUGCAAGGACCUGCUUUGAAGAAGUGCUUAAACCUCGCUAAGAGGUUCUUCACAGUGUGAAACAAACCCUCUUAUCCAGAAUAAAGCUGUUACCUCUGGUCAUCAUUGCUAUGAAGCUUCUUUCCUCUCGUUAAUAGUGAUUUCCUGUAGGCUGACAGGCUUGCUGCAUAAUGCCACAGCAAUUUUACCGUAAUUUUUAUAUGCCUAGUUAUUUUCUAGAGCACAAACCAGCUUCUUAGUAUUUAAAUUUUCUCUUUGCUCUUCCAACCAGUACACCAAACUAUCCCAAUAAAUGCAACUAAUCUUAUGCAAGACAAAAGGGAAAAAUAAAAUCAUACUUGUUAAUUGCUAACUAUUAAUACUGGUCUGUCAGUCAGCCAUUUCAUGAGCUCAGUACUGCCACUGUAAAUAGACCUCUGCAACACUGUGAUCCUGUACAGUUUUAGUGUGUACUUAAUUCACACAAAUAGCAUCUAAAGUCUUCAAAACAAUAUAACAGUUGUGAGAAAUUAUAUAAAAUCUAGCAUUUAAUAGCUAGAUUUUAAAUGUACAAUUUCCUCAAAAAUGACUUUUUAGUUUCUCUCUUUCUCCCUUCAAAGGGUGCAAAUGUUUUUUCCAAUGCCUUUAAAAAUAAUAUAGGCUUUAGAUGCCAGUAUUUUCUUUUAAAAAUGCUGGAUAUUUUCCUGUUCAUAAUUUUCAAAAUUAAUGAAUUUCAGAGUGUUUCAAUAAGACAGAGAACAAAUGCAUUUUUUUUUAAAAGUCUUAUUUAUUGUUUGCCUCUUACAUCCCUAAACUGCAUUACACAUUGGAAAUUGCUGCUGCAUGACUAGGGGAAGCCAUAUAUUAAAAAAAAAAAUAAAUCU